Messenger RNA from Colletotrichum lupini, 2217 nucleotides. RefSeq lists its product as uncharacterized. Gene Ontology annotation, biological process: DNA-templated transcription. The transcript is spliced from 8 exons. Gene Ontology annotation, molecular function: DNA binding; zinc ion binding; DNA-binding transcription factor activity, RNA polymerase II-specific. The record is from RefSeq and is a predicted model, not a curated record. Gene Ontology annotation, cellular component: nucleus. Bases 1 to 2217 code for a protein of 738 amino acids. Lineage: Eukaryota; Fungi; Ascomycota; Sordariomycetes; Glomerellales; Glomerellaceae.
AUGCGCAAAAUGCGUCCGCGAGGGAGCCGAAUGCUCACUCGCUGGCUCUCGGCGCGGGGUGAUAUUCGUCCAGCAAUCUCAACAACACCAACGGCAUCCUUCGCUGCUCCAGAGUCCGUGGCAGAAACUCCGAGAGUCCGGGAAGAGCCGUUGCAUCGAUCCCUUCAGAACCCCUCAGAUGCGCUACUCAUACUCGCCCGAGCAGCCGAGGAUGAAGAAGGUGACGGGCCUCCCUUGGACAACCCCGCCGACUCGACUCCCGGCAACGCAUCUUCAGCCCUAGGCUCGAUACUUUCACCGGUUCAACAGACUCGCCAAGAUCCGUUGUUGCCAUUCGGCUCUCCUGUAAAUCCAGCAACUAUCGAGCGAGACAUUGGGGAGUACCCACCAGUCAAAAAUGGCGCUUUGGAUGCGCCUCUUCUACACCAUCUUUUACGACACUAUGCAACUAAUUAUCAUCCCUACUUCCCGAUAGUGCCAUCCAACGUUCUCCUCCCGCAAUACCUUCACGAGACGAUAAAACACGAGUCGUUUCUCCUCACGGCGGCCCUCGUAGUGGCUUCGCGGGAUCGAUCAGAUUUGGCAGAGCUACACCAAUCAAUAUGGGCCCAUAUGCGACACCUGAUACUCGAUGUUGUGCUAGGAAUGUCCACGAUCCGCAGCGUCGGCUGCGUAGAGGGUCUCUUAUUGCUGGGAGAGUGGACGCCCCUCACCCUCGGGCAGAAUGAUGAUGGAGGCGAAGGGGCUGCUUGGUCUAUAGUCGGCUUGGGCGUUCGGCUUGCGUAUCUGCUACGGUUGGAAGAGAGCUCGUUUCGGGCAGACAAAGAGGCUGACCCCGCGAUGCUUAGAAGGCGUCUUGCCUGGACGUGUAAGUACUCACCUCGCGAGACUAGAGACGCUCUGCUUACAAGCUUUCGUUCAGUUACCUACCUGUCCGACCGACAGAUAUCUAUCCGCAUGGGCCAGGCUUUCUGGUCCCGUGGCCCUGCGUUGUCAGCUCGGUUCACCGCGGAGGACUUCCCCUCCCUUCAGCCUCAAUAUGCAUCCGGAGACGACUUUGCGUCCCUGCUUCAAGCGCAGGUUGAGCUCACUACUCUCUUCGGCAACGCCCACGACAUCCUAUUUGCUUCCAAGCAACGGACUGCUGAGCUCAUGGUUCGUGGGGACUACACCAAGUACAUUGAUGAUGCCAGUCGCGCUAUUGCUGCCUGGGAUUUGGUUUGGACUCAAUUGACGGCCCCCUCCCACCUCAAGUGCUGUUUAAGAAUGAUGGAAAAGUACCUACGUCUCUACGUGAACGCAUUUGCUUUUCAAGCUGUCCUCUACAGAGCAUCGUUGUCUGGAAUGGACGUGGCGAGAGUCUCUUGUUUCCCCCACUCUGCCAUGGCAAGCCCGGAUGCACGAAUGGUUUAUGAAGCUGUUGAUGCUGCAGAUGCACUGCUCAGGAUUGCAAUUGAAGAUAUUGAUCCCGAGAGACACCUGCGAUACAUGCCAGCUCGAUUUUAUUUAUAUGAGAUCCACUCAGCCGUGUUUCUCUAUAAAGCCCAUGCCGCUGGCGCGAUUUCGUCUGGGAAGCACGCCCAGACUGCCAGCCUGAUGCGGCGAUUUGUAGGAGUUCUAGAAACUGCAGCGACCGAUACCGACCAUAUUGCGUCCAAGUACGCGAAGCUUCUCAAUGGCUUGUGGUUUCAUAAAGAAGGAGCCAGAGGUGAUGCCACCAGAAGUCGGGGCUCUGAGGAAAGGGUGCAAUCCGAUGAGGUUGCUGAUGUGAACGCCUUCAAUCGAGUCGAUGAUGAUGAUGAGAACGACGAUGACACAAAUCAUCUGCCAUCCUUUGACGAGAUUGGUCUCCAGCCAUUGGACUGGAUUGAGUCGGUUGAAGGGCUGUUCUCCAUGCCCGCCGCUUUUCCUCUACUCCAGGAAGUUGACGACAAAUCCCGGGCCACGAAAGUCAUCCGAGGCAACGAGUAUGUUUCGUGUGAUGCAACACUAUUCCGACGCCACGUUGAAUCCCUGCGUGGAGCUCCUCUUCCCCGCGCUACGUGGGAGGAGCUCCACGUCCACUUCCUCCACUGCCUCGUAAACCGCGAGCGAUGCGGACGGAGCUACUGCAAGAUUGUCAAUGCCGCCACAAGCUCCACCAUCGUUCCACGUCCUCCCAACUCAUUUGGAACGUAUCCUACUGUCAACAUCUUUGUCAAUGUUUGGUUGUUCUAG